Messenger RNA from Conger conger (European conger), 2380 nucleotides. It is a transcript of the gene miox, whose product is annotated as myo-inositol oxygenase. NCBI's taxonomy places the organism in Eukaryota, Metazoa, Chordata, Actinopteri, Anguilliformes, Congridae. Gene Ontology annotation, molecular function: inositol oxygenase activity; iron ion binding. The transcript is spliced from 10 exons. Gene Ontology annotation, cellular component: cytoplasm. The record is from RefSeq and is a predicted model, not a curated record. Gene Ontology annotation, biological process: inositol catabolic process. The coding region runs from base 121 to 963 and encodes 280 amino acids.
CCCUGAGUCAGGACAGUGUGCCCUUUAAAUGGGCCGGUUAUCAAUUCUCGGGAGAGUCUUUUCCAUUUAAACCGUCAAAUUAGCUUCCUCUGGUCAUCUGGGAGCUCCAACUGAAAAAGUAUGAGGGUCAUCAGCAUUGAACCAGACCCUUCUCUUGAGCCAAAAAAUGACGAGGACAAAAUCGAAUACAGGAACUUUGAGAGCGGAGAUCUUCUUGACCGGGUCUUCAACACCUACAAGCUGAUGCACACCAACCAAACCGUGGACUUUGUCAAAAGGAAGCAUGCACAGUGGACAGGCUGUACUCACUCCACCAUGAGCGUGAUGCAGAGCCUGGACGCCCUGGACCAGCUGGUGGACGAGUCGGAUCCGGAUGUGGACUUCCCCAACUCCUUCCACGCCUACCAGACGGCCGAGGGGAUCCGGAGGGAACACCCGGAUAAAGACUGGUUCCACUUGGUGGGGCUCAUCCAUGACGUGGGGAAGAUCAUGGCUCUGUGGGGAGAGCCCCAGUGGUCAGUGGUGGGGGACACCUUCCCCGUGGGCUGCAGGGUCCAGAGCUCUGUCGUCUUCAGGGACUCUACGUUCUCAGACAACCCGGAUGAUAAAAACCCCGCCUACAGCACUGAAAACGGGAUGUACAAGCCUAAAUGCGGCCUGGACAACAUCUUGAUGUCGUGGGGCCAUGACGAGUACAUGUACAGGGUUUUGAAGUUCAACAAAUGCACAAUCCCAGAGGAGGGCUUGUACAUGAUUCGUUUCCAUUCCUUCUACCCCUGGCACUCCCACGGAGACUACAUGCACCUCUGCAAUGACCAGGACCUCAGCAUGCUACCCUGGGUCAAGGAAUUCAACAAAUUCGACCUGUACACCAAGAACCCCGAACUGCCAGACGUGGAGAAACUGAAGCCAUACUAUCAGGCCCUCAUCGAUAAGUACUGCCCAGGAAAGCUGCACUGGUGAGGGGCUGACCCAAACCCGCCUGCCGUGGGAAAGGACGAUGUGACCAGAACCACAUUUCGAACCGUUUCGUCUUCAAUUCAGCUCCUCAGCAAAGCCCUGUCCAACAGGCCAGGCAAUAAAAUGGCUGAUGUGCACAUACCAUUAAUCUGCAGCUACAGUACAGCACCAGAGACAAUUCUGGGAAUAAGGGAAAAGGAACAAUCUUUCAACGAGCAACACUAUGCUGAAGUAUACUUGAUAUUUCAGGUAUAUUUUAUAUUGAACUAUAAUUCAGGUUUGUACAAUUAUGUAUAGAAUUUAUAUAGUAAUAAUAAUAAUAAUCAUGAUAAUUUUGGAAUACCGUGAAAAAAAUGGCAUUUCUCUCCCUUCUCUAACAAUACUUAUUUUCUGACCAAAUUGAUAAAUGACCUGCUUUUUAUUUUCACUUUGCUGCACCUGGGUACUUAUUUGACAAGUGUUAUGAACACUAUAGAAAUGGUAGACCCUCUUACCCCUCUUCCAAGCUCCACUUUCCACCCUUGCUUCAGCCUGUGCUGUCACACCUGCUUCAAAUGCACUUCUCGCCAUUGCCUUCAAGAAAUCAACCGGCAAAGACAAUUUAUACCAUAAUUUCCUUAAACGGAGGUCAUCCGGUAUUAGAUUGGCUUAUUUUAUGGCUUGUCUGUGGUUUCAAAAUUACUUCAUUAAUUACUGCAUCAGUGUGUAAAGGUAGAAGAAACCUGAUCACAACUUUUACAUAUAACUAAGGUGUUCCCCAAGAUUCAGUCCUGGGGCCAAUUUUAUUCACCAAUUAUAUACAUUUACAUUAUAUAUAUUUAUAUUCACAAUAACAACAUUUUUGCAUCUCUGAACACCCGUAUUUAUCACAUGUAGGCUGCAAAUGUAUUCUGUCAAUUAUUAAGUUCCUUUGACCAGAUUACAGAAACAAACUCUAGUUCUGUUAUAACACGACAACGAUGUAAAUGAGGGUCUCUAUGUAGGGCAACAUUACAUGAAAAAUGUCCUCCUGAUAAUGUGAGAAAAGGUACUCAAAGCUUUAAAAAAAAAAAAGGGUUAAAAAAUGAUUCAGACAGACGAAUGGCAAAAAUACUCCAUACUCCACAUUUAUAAUCUUUAUUAUAAAUAGAUGAUACAGAUAAGUAAAGGCAGCAUUUAUUUUCAUGUUCUGUAUCUCAUUAGGUGAAUGAAUGAAUGGGGAAAAGGGAGUGAAUCCUGAUAUUUGCAGAGUGAGCAGUGCUUAAAAGCAAGAAUAAAACAGCAGCAUGACAUUUUGGUUUUGCAUUUGGAAAUAUAAUAUUCUUGAUGGUUUGCAGAAACUAAACAAACAUAUACGCACAAGUCUCAAAAACCUGCAUAUGUUGACAUGAUUAGAAAGCUUGAAAAGAAGUCACAAUAAAAAUGACAACUACAAACGACA